AUGGACGUUGAAGCAAGAAAAUUCUGUGGAUUAUUGAUGUUCAAUAAACCAUUUGUAUCAUCAAAAGACCAAGACGAAAAAAGACCUCCCAGACCUCCAAAUGCUUUCAUCUUAUACAGAAGAGCAAGACAACCUGCAAUCUUGGCAGCAAAAAGACAUUUGACCAACGCAGAAAUCUCUAGAUAUAUUUCCGAUCUAUGGAAAAACGAAAGCAACGAAACUAAAUUGGAAUGGGAAAGAUACGCUGAUCAAAAGAAAUUGGAACACAUGCAAGCAUAUCCAAAUUACUAG
Messenger RNA from Entrophospora candida, 291 nucleotides. Lineage: Eukaryota; Fungi; Glomeromycota; Glomeromycetes; Entrophosporales; Entrophosporaceae. The record is from the annotation of a GenBank genome assembly.